AUGGGACCACCGCACCAUGUGAAUGAAUGUGUUGAGAUUCCUGCAGUCUGUGGUCCAAACUCAAUCUGCAACAACACUGCUGGAAGUUACAAUUGCUCGUGUAUGAGUGGAUAUAAUGUAACAGACCCGAAGCUCCCUAUAAACAUCAGUAAUGCUUGCACAGAAGCCCCAUCAAAAACUACAGUCAAGCCACCACCAACAACAAUGACACAACUAACAGUUAUGACAAUGUCAAUGAGAAUAAACCAAAAUUUUGACAUCAGUCUCACCAACAAAGCUGAUCCAAAGUACAUAUCAUAUGUAAAAAUCAUUACAUCCGCAAUUGAAAAUAGUUACAUGAAUCUGCCCAACUACAUUAAAGGUUCAAUAAAUGUCUUUGGCUUCAGGUCUGGUAGCAUUAUAGCAGACUACACCAUUAGUGCAAACACCAAUAAUCUGGAUGUUUCAUCAGUAAACACACAGGUUUCUGACCUUCUAGCAGCUCAAGGAAUCCCUUUAGCUAAGGAUGCUUUUGCCGAAAGUGAGGAAAAAAAUCUGACAACCAAAUUUAAGUUUUAUCCUCUGCAAGAUGUGGAGCUGAGGUGUAUGCGUCCAAAUUCUGUUGUGGGAACAAUGAAAUGGAGUGUGAAUGACCAAGAUCCUGCAGAAAACAGUGCAAAAUACACCAUUACAAAUGACAACAUCAGUAGCACUCUUAUUGUGAAAGGAGCAAGUGAAAGUGACAAUGGUAGAUAUUCGUGUAUCAUAGAAAGAUCCACAUUACCCUACAUUCAGUGGCAGACAGUAUCUACUCAACCACGUCCUAAUAUUGUAGUGGAUAAACCUGAUUUAAAGCUUCAGUGUCAAAACCAGACUGUCCCACUGACAUGCUGUGCCGAUGGUUACUCAGUUGAGUGGUUUGGGAUUCCUGCUGGUGAUGAAGUGGAAAAUUCAGGAUCUGGCUGUAUCACAUUUCAAUACAAAAGCACAAAUUGUGGGUCUAAAGAUGACUUUACAUGCCGACUAAAGAACAUGACAGAAUUACAAACAUUUGAUUAUAGCAGCAGGACAGUUUACGUUCAGACAGUCAGAGAGUAUGACUGUAUAAAUGACACACUUGGAGUUGGAAAAAUAGGUGACAGUGUAACAGGAUUGUGUGAAAAAGGCCAGGAAGGUCUCAUAACUUAUGUAUGUAAACAGACAACAGAUCUCAAAUAUAACUGGACAGAAGUACAGAGAGAUUGUGUUGUUCAAGCCAUCAAAGACCUUGAAAGGAGAUCUGAGGUUUUAUUUGUGGAGGAGAUUCCAGUAUUUAUGUCAAACCUCAGUAACACUGCAGUGCAGAAUAAUACUGUAAUAACACAAUCUGCUGACACUGUCAAAACCAUUGUUGACAUACUUAACACAAUUGCUAGUAUCUCACAAACUAUUACCAUCAGUCAACCUGUGAUGAAGGAUUUUCUUAAAACAGUGGACAUCAUUGUAUCAGAUGCAUCUAAAAACACAUGGGCAGAAUUGAACAAUGACAACAAAACAGAAAACAAAAGCACUGAACUUCUUAAAGCUAUUGAGACUAUAAGUGAUCGGCUCUCAGAUGACAGUUUUAUGAUUAAGGAAACCUCCAUUCAGUUACAUAGAAAAAGAAUUACAAACUCAUUCACUGAAACAUCUUCACUGCCAAACUCAACUACUGAGAUUGUGAUACCAAAGGUUGAACCGACCCUCAUAACCAUUAUUAUCUUCACAAAGCUUGACAAUGUUUUACCAACUCGAAAUACUUCUAAUAAUAACAACAAGACAUCAGAAAACCACAUCAAUGGAGACGUGGUUGUUGUUAGAGUUAAUAAAACAAUUAACAACAUUUCAUUUACCUUUGAUACUACAGAUACAUCAUUGAAAAAUCCUCAGUGUGUCUUUUGGAACUUUGAUCUGGACCAUUGGGAUACCACUGGAUGUAAAGUCAAGCGCUCAGGGAAUGAAACAGUUACAUGUGAAUGCGACCACACAACCUCUUUUUCAAUCCUGAUGUCACCGUUUGCUAUUGAUAACCGAGCCUUAGCCUAUAUAACAUAUAUUGGUGUAGCUAUUUCAAUGGCCAGCUUAAUUCUGUGCCUCAUCAUUGAGAUGAUCGUAUGGAAGUCAGUGACAGGAAAUGAUACGUCAUACAUGCGUCACGUUUCAAUAGUCAACGUUGCUGUGUCGCUACUGAUUGCAGACCUCUGUUUUAUCAUCGCAGCUGCAAUUGCAAUUCCAGGACAACCUACACCAGUGAAUCCCUGCAGUGCAGUGGUUUUCUUCAUGCACUUUUUUUACCUGGCUGUUUUCUUCUGGAUGUUCAUUUUAGCACUUUUGCUGCUUUACCUCACUGUCAUCGUUUUUUCUCGCAUGUCAAAGACUAAUAUGAUGGUCAUUGCAUUCAUGGUUGGUUAUUGUGCACCUUUGCUUAUAACGGUUAUUACUGUCGCAUCCACAGCUGGAUCUAAAAACUAUGUCUCAAAAGAAAAUGCAUGUUGGCUGAACUGGUUUGAAUCGAAGGCACUGCUGGCAUUUGUGAUUCCAGCUCUGACUAUCUUUGCCUUUAAUCUUGUGGUUUUGAUUGUGGUUGUGUGUACACUAUUAAGAAGAGGAGUUGGUGCUCAACCAGAAAUGAAACAAACUGUUGUGGUCAUUGCCCGAUGUGUGGCCUUUCUUACUCCUAUCUUUGGUCUAACAUGGGGAUUUGGCAUUGGGACCAUGGUGUCACGUGAAUUUGGCAUUCAUGUGAUGUUCGCAAUCCUCAAUUCACUGCAGGGUUUCUUUGUUUUUGUAUUUGGAACGCUUUUAGAAAGAACGGUAAGAGUUUUGUGUAUCUUGACAAAUUGCUGA
Molecule: messenger RNA, 2844 nt
Organism: Paramisgurnus dabryanus
Lineage: Eukaryota; Metazoa; Chordata; Actinopteri; Cypriniformes; Cobitidae
Source: RefSeq, a predicted model, not a curated record